AUGGCGGCCAUCAUAACUGAUACCAACAGACUCCCUGCAACUGCAACUCUUUGGAAAAACCUCAUUGCAGAUCGCCAUCCAGAGCUUCAGUAUCAUGAGCUGCUUCCGGCUAUUCCUAUGAGCUCGGCAUUUAAAAUGACUUUUGAUCAAUUUCUUUUGCUUCGAGUGAUCUGGAAGCAGGCAAAAUCGCCCGCGGACCUGUGGCAAGAGUGUACACGCGGUGUUUACACCACACCGGAGGUCGCGCAACAGGCAAAGGACUUUCUUUCCAGGGUCCAGUCCUGGAAACAGUACUUGGAUAUGAUCGGGAACAACACACCGUUUAAGAAAACAUCAAGGGUCCCUAAGGAAAGGCCUCCUAUGGAUGUGGCUGUUACUAAUUUUCCUGAGAGGCCGCAAGUCUUUGCAACCGCUCUUCAUCAACAACGAUGCUGCGAGAAAUUAAGAACACCAUUAGAUGAGGACAACCUGACUUCAAAAGUCGAUGUUGCUACGGCACCCCCGCCGCAAUCCGUUUCCGCUUCAAUGGCUGCCCUGUCCAUUAAUCCACAAACCCCAACUCGCAAACAGGUCGACGACACAGAUCUCGCUGACGACUUUGACUUCUACGUGAGCCAGACUCCUGGGACAGGGUACACCGAUCGGCUAAUAAACCUUUCGCCAGUGGCUCCCAUCUCCAAUGAGGAAGCUAUUAACUACGCGGCAGUGGAGGAUGAACAGGUCGUGAACAGUGCCCUCAUUUCAUUCCUGCAAUCAAUCACCCUAUAUCAUCCGUAUGUACAGGGAGAAUGGGACUACUUCCGCCACCCAUUUGUUAUGAAAAGCAACCUCAAUGCAAAGAUUUACGAGGCUCGAGUGGAUGGACUUUUCAGAACCUAUGGCUCUUCAAACCCGCGAAUGAUCGUCGAGGUCAAACCAUUUCUACGCUACCUGUCAUUUCCUGUUUUGGAUAAGAUUCGCAUCCAAGAAGGUGCUCAAAUGGCGUCCUGGAUUGCCCAGCACCCCCCCGUCAGCAAAGAUCGCAAGACGGUGUUUCGGCGUUUACUCAUAUCUCAGGAUCAAAACGAAAUUUACAUCACUGUUGCCUCUUUCCGCUCCUCAUACAUCAAUUUUGUCCAAGGCCUGGGUACAGGAGACACUUUCCUCGAAAUGGAAGAAUUUGGGCCAUUUUCUCUUCAGGACCCUGGUUUAAUGGAGGCUCUUAGCCUUACAAUGCUUGCCUUUCCCCUAGAGGGUGGUAUUUUAUCGAGUGACCUAAAGGUAUGGUAG
This is a messenger RNA of Clonostachys solani, 1269 nucleotides long. NCBI's taxonomy places the organism in Eukaryota, Fungi, Ascomycota, Sordariomycetes, Hypocreales, Bionectriaceae. The record is from the annotation of a GenBank genome assembly.